GAGAGGGAUGUUUAAAAAUGGUGGCGAGCCCACCCACCCCCUCCCCCAGCCUCAGAAGCCUUUUCGCUUGUGAGGCGAGUGUGUACGAGGGGAGCCACCGAUCGGCGUUUGUUCAGUUCAGAGACUCAAGAUUUAUAACCUCAUCCAUCUAAAGCCGCCCCGGGGAAUGGCUCCGAACGCCUGGUUUGGAACUGGCGUUAAAGCUCCGGGAGUUCUCAACCCGGUUCCGGCGUUCUUGAACCUUAGGGCAGGCUUGUCGACGGGCAGAUGAUCCUCGCCAACUGCUAGGAUGUAGGGGAAUGUCCGCGGCUCGAAAGCUCGUUGAGUUCGCUCAGCGCCUUUCGCUCAAAAGACCCUCGCGGGGCUCCCUUUGCACGCUACUCAAGCUGCGGAGGCGAAAUAAAGUAUAUCUGGGGUUUUGGUUGUUUUUUUUUUUGCAAACGCCAGGAUUUCUGUGCCAUCUGCAGCAAAAGCUCUAGUGCCGCUCUCUGCUACCAGGCCCCUCUGUUCCCAGGAACCUCAGGCUGAUGCCCAUCUCAGCUCGUCCACGCCUGCAAUGGGAUGAUACUCUGAAUCCCUUGAGGAUUAGUGUGGGCAGUCUUCCAGUCCUGGCGUCCAUGACCAAGGCAGCUGACCCCCGUUUCCGCCUGCGUUGGAAGGCCAUUGUGGUGACCACUCUGGUCCUUGUCGUAGUGUUGCUUCUCCUUUGUUUCCAGCGUUCAUCCCCUGUGAACAGGGCAGUUCCUCCCAAUGCUCAUACCUGGAGGCUUAAUGUUCUAUCCAGUGAGAGAUAUAAUGACACUUACCCACUGUCACCACCCCAGCGGAUCCCAGAAGGUGUGCGGUACCGUAUUGGACUCAUUGCUGACCUUGACACAAACUCCAAGGGUCCCAGUGAGCACACCUGGUUCAGCUACUUGAAGAAGGGUUAUCUCACAUUGUCAGCCAGUGGGGACCAUGUCUCUGUUGAGUGGGAUACGAAGGACCAUAUAUUGGAAUCUCACCUAGCGGAAAAAGGACGUGGCAUGGAGCUUUCUGAACUGGUAGUCUUUAAUGGUAAACUCUAUGCCGUGGAUGAUCGAACAGGUGUGGUCUACCAGAUUGAUGACACCAGGGUAGUACCUUGGGUGAUAUUAUCUGAUGGAGAUGGAACAAUUGACAAAGGAUUUAAGGCAGAAUGGUUGGCAGUGAAGGAUGAGCACCUCUAUGUGGGGGGCCUGGGCAAGGAAUGGACCACAACUACAGGAGAGGUGCUCAAUCAAAAUCCAGAAUGGGUGAAAGUCAUUGGAUACAAAGGUGACGUGGCUCAUGAGAACUGGGUGGCCAAUUACAAUGCACUCCGGACUGCAGCUGGGAUCAAAUCUCCAGGUUACUUGAUCCAUGAGUCUGCCUCUUGGAGCGAGAGACUGCAGCAUUGGUUCUUCUUGCCACGCCGUGCCAGCCAUGGGCGCUACAAUGAGCAGGAGGAUGAGCAUCGGGGCACCAACUUGCUUCUUAGUUCCACACCAGACUUCACUGAUAUCUCUGUGAGCCAUAUUGGUGACAUCAUUCCCACCCACGGCUUCUCCUCCUUCAAGUUUGUCCCUGACACUGAUGAUCAGAUCAUUGUGGCCUUGAAAUCUGAAGAGGACGCUGGACAUGUGGCCACCUAUAUCACUGCCUUCAUGCUGGAUGGACGUUGCCUGUUACCCGAAACUCGCAUUGGUUCCAUCAAAUAUGAGGGUAUUGAGUUUAUCUAAUUAAAAAGGUUUUAUCUAAUUGAAAGAAGUCACACUUUUAAGGAGGUCAGAUGAACUGCUGAGAGGUGGCAUGAGUUCUAUUCCCAUUUAUUACUCUGCUUUCGCUGCAGAGCAUUAUGGGACAUUGAAAUGCUUCUCUUGGCAUAGUUUUCGCCUCUGUAAAAACUACUUGGCAAUUGUAGCUUUUUUCUGUGCUGACCCCUAGUGGUACAAAGCCUGUACAGCUUUUUUUUUUCCUCUGUUCUAUAGCAUCCUAGGAUUUAGCCCACUCUCCUUUGUUCAACCAGGCUAUUAAUUUGGCAGAGCAAACCUGAUGAAUUGCCUUAUUCUUCCAUCCUCCCCUCCUGCCCCCUGUCUAUUCACACGUGCCUUUGCUGAGAAGAGAAAGUCUUCAAACCCAGUUAAUUCAGCAAAGAUGUUAGUCAAACAUUUGGAAGGCUUCCCUUUGACUCUGGCUAUCCCUGCAAGAGUCAUUUUCACCUUGUCUGCACAGAUACCUCUUUUUGAUAGGAAAUUGCAGAUGAGACUUUGGCCUCUAAUCAGGGAAAUUUGUGAUAACAGCAGAAAAGGCGCUGAUGCCAUGAUUUAGAACUUUUGGGAACAAAAGGCUCAUCUUCUGUUUUGAAAGGUUCGGUUCUGCCUUUGUGUCUAAAAAGGCAAAGCGUUUCUUUUUGGUAAUCUUAAUAUUGAGAAAUAUAGAGAGAGAAGAUGAGACUUUUGUUCCAAAAAGUUCCAAGUUAUGGCAUCAGCAUAUAUACAUGACAUAGUUUUCCGUGAUCCUUCAUUUUUAAAAAACGCACUGUUUUCAGUGUUAGGAAACAAGAUCUUAUGAAAAUAUUGUAGCUGGAAUCGGGUUCUAAAGUUAUUCUAGCAGCAGGAUUUUAAGUAUUCAUCGUUCCUCCUUUAUGUGUAAUAAAAUGGGCAAGUGAGCUUACUUCGUUUCCAAUGUCUUCCUCAUUGUUGGUCAUUUUCUGGAAGUCUUAUUUCAAUCCUAGCAUUCUGUCUUAUUUUUCAGAUAAAUUAUCAACAGCGUUUAUAUUUGAAAGUUACCUGAACUAACCUAUGUUUUAUCUAUACUUACCUAUAUUUUUUAAUUACCUGAAAUGAAAAAAAAAAAAAGUGUUGACAGUCAUAAUGUCCCAGCUUUUAAGCAGAUAAGAUAAAAAUAUAUGUUUAAGAAACACAAAUAUUAAGGAACACCUGUGUAGGAAGGCGAGCUACAGAAACUCCAAAGAAAUGUAAUGAUUUUUUUGGAUAUGCCAAAAUGUAUACAUUUGAAGGCUGUGCCAUAAAUGUGUGUGAAUAUAAAGGAAUGUGUUUUAUA
Messenger RNA from Notechis scutatus (mainland tiger snake), 3063 nucleotides. The record is from RefSeq and is a predicted model, not a curated record. NCBI's taxonomy places the organism in Eukaryota, Metazoa, Chordata, Lepidosauria, Squamata, Elapidae.